Messenger RNA from Episyrphus balteatus (marmalade hoverfly), 1827 nucleotides. Its product is annotated as facilitated trehalose transporter Tret1-like. The transcript is spliced from 7 exons. Gene Ontology annotation, cellular component: membrane. The coding region runs from base 187 to 1584 and encodes 465 amino acids. Lineage: Eukaryota; Metazoa; Arthropoda; Insecta; Diptera; Syrphidae. Gene Ontology annotation, molecular function: sugar transmembrane transporter activity. Gene Ontology annotation, biological process: transmembrane transport; carbohydrate transport. The record is from RefSeq and is a predicted model, not a curated record.
AUUUGAAAUGCAAUAAAACAUGUACAACACAGCACAACUCUUGUAUCUACUCUACUUCUAAAUCCAGCACUACCAACCAUACUUUUAUCGUAAUUGCAUGAUUUUGCGUUUGGAACUACACAAAUAAAGUAAAUACAAAGAACGAGUCGAUCUAAAAAAAACAUCAGUUUCAAAAAUAUAACCAAAAUGACAAGUUGCUGUUCUAAUAACCAAGAGAGUAUCUUGAACAAAUCCUUUCGAAGGCAAUUGACGGCCACAUUAUCCGUUAUUUUAAUCUCAUAUAGUUAUGGAAUCGGCUUGGGAUGGCUUUCACCGAUGCUUUUGAUAUUUCAAUCGGAAAAUUCGCCAUUAAUGUUUAAAGUCACCGUAGAAGAAGUUUCAUGGAUUGGAUCCCUCACGAGCAUAGGGUCAAUGGCUGGAACAAUAGGAUUUGGAGUCUUAUUGGAUCUUGUAGGACGAAAAAUAUCCUUGUACUUAAUGCCUUUACCACACAUAGCAUUUUGGAUCAUUAUUUACUUCGCUAAUGAAGUCUAUCAUCUCUACAUAGCCCGAUUUCUGGGAGGCCUAACAGGUGGUGGUAUAUUUGUGGUAAUUUCAAUCUUUAUUGCCGAAAUAGCUGAUCCUAAAAUUCGCGGUUCCCUGGGAUCACUUUUUAUAUUUUCAAUAAACAGCGGCAUGGUAUCUGGUUUCGUGAUUGCUUCCUACAUUCCUUAUUAUGUGAUUCCUGGAGCUAUUUUGACUUUGCCUAUUUUCAACUUGUUACUUUUACUAAGAUAUCCGGAAACACCACAGUACCUGCUACGAAAAGGACUAACUGCAUCCGCAGAAAAAUCAUUUAAAUUUUACAAGAAUUUCAGUAACGAAAGUAAAGAACAUGAUCAGCAAAUAUGUGCUGAUUUCAAUGAACUAAAAAUGAAUAUUCAGUCAUCUGAAAAUCAGAAAAAAGUAACAAUUCUUGAUUUCUUAACUAAAAGAUCUCUGAAUGCUCUUGGCAUUGGAAGCAUUUUAAUGGGAGUUUAUAUGCUCUCUGGAAAUUUUGCCAUAAUCAAUUAUUCGUCUUUGAUUUUUGCUGACGCAGGUUCAAUAUUGUCUCCAAACGCAAGCUCAAUAAUUGUUGGAAUUGCUCAGAUAUUAGGAUCGUGCAGCGCAACAAUUUUAGUAGAUAGACUUGGAAGAAAGUUUUUGAUGUUGCUUUCUACAAUUUCCCUUUCUUUGGGUUGCAUUAUCGUUGGAGCAUAUUCAUAUUUUUCACACCACAACGAUUUGAGCGGCUAUGAAUGGAUUCCUCUGAUUAUGAUUUCGUUCGUUAUUUUUUCAGCAAAUUUGGGAGUAGUUUCGGUAUCUUUUGUAAUCCUUGUUGAAGUUCUUCCCUUAAAGAUUCGAUCUCUGGGGUCAACGUUUUGCUUAGUUCUCAUGGGACUUUUUGCAACCAUUGCUUUGAAGGCGUUCCCAGUUUUAAUGACAAUCAUCGGACUAAGUGGGGUCAUGUGGAUAUGUGGUGGAGUUGCACUGUUUGGAUUUAUAUUCAACUUAUUAUAUUUAAAAGAAACAAAAGGAAAGUCAUUGGAUCGUGAAAAUAACUAGGAGCCCAAUGUUUUAGGGUGAUUUAUGUAUAUGUAACUUGCUCCUGGGAAUAAAUCUAUUGGAAGCUGAUUUGAGAUUUAAUUAAAAUAGAAAAUUUUUCUCUCAGCUAUUCAACUUAUAACUGAUUUGAUGAAAAAGAGAACAUAAUUUUUGUAGUAAUUUAAGUUUUCUGUACAUAAAAACUUAUUAAUUUUAAAUAAAUUUAACAUAGUUAUAGAAGUAUUUACUGUCCACAAGGUUGAA